GAGAGAGAGAGAGAGUCGCACGUGUGCACGGUAAGCCACAGGUAUAAGAUUAUAUAUAUUGUACGGUCUCUCCAGCGGCGGCGGCAGCGAGUUAUAAGUAUCAGUAGUGGACUGGCACAGGUAGCUCCACGUACAUACGGUGCUGCGCGCGAGACAACUCACCUGAUUUUUUUUUAAUUUUUUUUUUUCCCUCCCGAUCGGACGCUCGCCGUGUAUGUGGGUCGGGAAAAAUCGAAAGUCGCUCGGGAGAAAAGGAAAGAUCGGCCUUAGUCCAACCGAAGAGGGCAAGAUAAGAGGCGAGCGGGAAAAAUAAAAGCAAGUGCCGUUUAGAUAGUAAGGAGAGAAGCGGACGGGAGAGGAUGGAGUCGGUAAGCCCGCGCGCGAGGCUCUGCCACAUAACAAAGUGGGAGCACUUUGACGGCUACGGUUUCAAUUUGCACGCGGAAAAGGGCAAGAUCGGCCAGUUUAUCGGCAAAGUCGACGAGGGCUCGCCGAGCGAGGCGGCCGGCCUACGCCAGGGCGACCGCAUAAUCGAGGUCAACGAGAUCAACAUAGCCAACGAGACGCACAAGCAGGUCGUCGAGCGCAUCAAGGCCUUCCCCACGGAGACUAAGCUCCUGGUGGUCGACCGGGCCGCGGACGACUACUUCAAGGCCAACAACGUACCGAUCAAGGGCACCAUGCCCGGGAUCAAGUACCUCAAGACCCCGGAAUCGAGUUUCACCCAGGAUGACGAGGACGAGAUCGACAACGACAGUAGAAACGGCAGCCACGCAGCUGCUGGAAACGCCAACAAGACCACCAGCAACGGCAGCCAGGGGACGACGAGCGACACGCACUCGAUCGGCUCGUCGGUGGACGGUGGCAAGGAGAACGGGAGCGCGAACAACGGCACUUUGGCCAGCAACGGGAGCAACUCGAUGACGACCCAACUCGAGGACGAGGACAACCUGAGCAACAAAUCCUCGGCGAGUGGGGGCAGCAAGGACGUGAUACAGCCGGCGGGUAGCGGGGACGGGCCCCUCAACCUGCAGAUGAGCGCCAAGGAGCUCAGGGCCAAACUCGCGGCGCGCAAAAAGUACGACCCCAAGAAAACGCCCAUGGGCUUCAAGGACAAGUUCGACAUCGUACAGAAGCUUUAGGCUGCGCCUGAUAGGUUGCCGUCGUGUCGUAUAACCCUUUCUUGCUCUCCGUCCAAAGACAAUUAUCAUGUCAUCGGCGCUUUGCGAGCCGUUGGGCGAUAACGAUUUUUUCCAACGACAAAUCACACGCACGAGAUAGGCACGAUACAGGUAAUGGAAAAAAAAAAAAAAAAAAAAAGGUAUUUAGUAGCCCGAUAAGCGACGGGGCGAGAUAAGAGGUGCCAUGGGCGCACGAGCACGCGCGCGCAGACGCGCUCAAUUAGCGGAGUACCUAUACACAUAAUAUGUACGCGUGCGUAUGCUGUAACGUUACGCAAACGCCCGUCGUCUCGUAUAGAUACAUCAUAUACACCCAAUGUGGACACGCGAAGGCAACGUACGCACUAUGCGUCUCUUCUGAUAUAUAUAUAUAUGACGUGACUGAGAAGUUUCGAGGUUUGUAUUCCCCUACUCCACCGCGGUACAGAUAGCGAUCGUGCGAGAUUGUAAAAAAAAAAAAAAAAAAAAGCUAUCUUUUCUUGCACGAACGCGUUGUGGGUUGUCUUUGUAAAUAAUAAGUAAAUGCGCGAGGGGAGGAACGAAAAGUCGCCGCCGCGCUUCCUUCGCGUGACAAGAGAUUGUGCACGCGGCGCGAAAUUUUUACGAUCGUCGCCCCAAGUAUAUAAUAUACAUGUUUCGCCUUUCUUCAUCGAGGCUCAGCCAAAACUAUACUUAUACACGCAUAUUAUAUUACAUACAUUAAUGUGUCACGUAGCUCUUGUUAAGGAACAUUGUACUUGUUACUCUUAUUGUUACUGUAUUAUUGUUGUUAUUAUUAUUAUUAUUAUUAUUAUUAUUAUUAUUA
Messenger RNA from Copidosoma floridanum, 1986 nucleotides. RefSeq names its product putative PDZ domain-containing protein PDZK1P1. Gene Ontology annotation, molecular function: protein-membrane adaptor activity; protein binding. Gene Ontology annotation, biological process: protein localization to plasma membrane. Gene Ontology annotation, cellular component: apical plasma membrane. The record is from RefSeq and is a predicted model, not a curated record. NCBI's taxonomy places the organism in Eukaryota, Metazoa, Arthropoda, Insecta, Hymenoptera, Encyrtidae.